Polistes dominula (European paper wasp) is the source of this 2043-nucleotide messenger RNA. RefSeq names its product cytochrome P450 4C1. Gene Ontology annotation, molecular function: heme binding; oxidoreductase activity, acting on paired donors, with incorporation or reduction of molecular oxygen; monooxygenase activity. The record is from RefSeq and is a predicted model, not a curated record. Lineage: Eukaryota; Metazoa; Arthropoda; Insecta; Hymenoptera; Vespidae.
UAAUUAUUGUAUUUUAUCAGUAUAUGAGCUUGAUUGUAUACUUAACUCACCAUUUACUUCUUAACAGUUGCAUUUAAUGUUUUAACAAUCUACUAGCCACGCGAAAAUAUUUUCCGAAGAGAUAUAUUUGAAAAAGCACAGUGCGAGUGAUUUAUAUAUAAUGUUCCUUACGAUCUUCUUAAGUUCAAUUGUAUUACUAAUUUUAUUGCACUGCAAAAUAAAAUAUGGAAGAAUUGGAAGAAUACUGAACAGUCUUCCAGGACCAGACACUUAUCCCAUUAUUGGAAAUCUGCAUCAUAUCAAGGAUGUUCCAGAUAAUGUGAUUAAAAAAAUUGUGGAAUAUAAUAAUAAAUAUUUUCCAAUUUACAAAAUCUCGACCUUUGGGUAUUACAUGGUAUUUCUACUUCAUCCAGAUGAUAUUAAGGUUCUGAUGACAAGCACAGAAAAUAUUGAUAAAGAACAUGUUUAUUAUUUCUUGAGGCCCUGGUUAUCCUAUGGAUUGCUUACUAGUACAGGUAAGAAAUGGCAAAAACGGCGGAAAAUGUUGACACCUGCAUUCCACUUUAAAAUUUUGGAACAUAGUGUUAUUACUUUCAACAAAGAGGCACACUGCUUAAUUAAAUCGCUAAAACAAGAAAGUGAAGGAAACGCUGUUAUUAAAAAUUUACAAUCAUUAAUUACGCGACAUACUCUAAACAUAAUAUGUGAAACGGCUCUGGGUAUCUCUUUAAAGGAAAAGAAAGAACAUGCAUCUAAGUAUCGUGAUGCUAUUCACUCUUUCGGAAAAAUCGUUCCUUACAGACUCCUUAGACCUUGGUUUUACAUAGAGUGGAUAUUUGCACUUUCUUCAGUUGGUCGGCUUCAUAAAAGAGCAUUAAACACAUUACAUAGUUUUUCAAGAAACAUAAUUGCAGAAAGAAAACUAUUUCAUGAAAAAACUAAUAGAAAAUAUUUAUAUCAAUUUGAAAAAACGGAUAAUAUCGACACUUCUUUUCAAAACUCAGAAGAAAAAAAUACAAAUUCGAUAUAUAAGAAAAGACUUUCUAUGCUUGAUCUACUUAUAGCAUAUUCUCUAGAUAGUAAUGAAAUUGAUGAUAAAGGAAUUCAAGAGGAAGUAGAUACUUUUAUGUUUGAGGGUCACGACACAACAUCAAUGGCAUUGAUCUUUGCUUUGAGUCUCUUUGCGAAACACCAAGAUGUCCAGCAACGUAUAAGGGACGAAGUGAACGCAAUUAUGCUUGAUGAUGAUUACGAUCUGACGACCUCAGAUCUUCAAGAAUUAUCGUACCUGGAUAGGUGUAUAAAGGAAUCACUCCGUUUAUAUCCAAGCGUUCCUUUCAUAUCUCGUACCUUAACUCAUGACUUGCAGCUAAAUAAUUCUUUAAUUCCAUCAGGAACAAUAUGCGCGAUUUACAUAUAUAGCGUACACAGAAAUCCAAGAUAUUGGCCAGAUCCUAAUGUUUUUGAUCCCGACAGAUUUUUACCAGAAAAUGUUAAAGGGCAUUAUCCUUUCUCCUAUAUUCCAUUCAGUGCUGGCCCAAGAAACUGUAUUGGUCAAAAAUAUGCAAUGUUAGAGCUUAAACUGAUAGUAGCUCAUAUAGUGCGAAAUUUCUAUUUAGAACCAGUGGAUAAUAUUGAUGAUGUUGAGAUAACAGUCGGUUUAACUUUAAAUUCUUCCAAACCACUACACGUGAAGUUCAUUCCCGUUAAUGAAUUAUAAUUUUACUUUAAAUUCUGUCAAAAAUCAUAUAAAUUGAAACACAAAUAUAUGUAAUUUAAUUGCAAUUGAUAAUUUCUUUGCAUUAAAGUUUUAAUGUUGUGAUAGUUAAAGAUAUUGGGGAAAAGAAUUCUUAUAGAGCAACUAAAAAAUCUGAAUAUACACCACUUAUACUAGCUUGCUAAUAUUUUAUGAUAAUGUUAUUGUUUUUAAUCGUAAAUUUUUUUGAUAAUUCAUACAUCUUAUUAUGAAUCGUUUUGUUUAGUAUAAUAGUAAUAGUAUCAUGGGAUAAAAGUUUAAAAUACUAAUGUAUUGUAAAUAAAAAU